Messenger RNA from Durio zibethinus, 1966 nucleotides. Its product is annotated as cytochrome P450 78A5-like. Gene Ontology annotation, molecular function: iron ion binding; monooxygenase activity; oxidoreductase activity, acting on paired donors, with incorporation or reduction of molecular oxygen. The record is from RefSeq and is a predicted model, not a curated record. NCBI's taxonomy places the organism in Eukaryota, Viridiplantae, Streptophyta, Magnoliopsida, Malvales, Malvaceae.
UCUGUCUGCCUACUUCUUGGUCUAUUGUAUUCCCUUAUAAGCCAAGCACCAGUUCUCCAAUUGCCAGGAGUAGUUUUUGUUGAAUACCCGUCUUAGAGGAAGUGCUAAAAAUGUAUCCGGAACAUGGUUUUCUGUUGUUUCGCUCACCUUUGUUGAGCUUUGAAGCAUUUCUCUGGGCUGUUUUAUUGGUUGGAAUCGUUGCCUUGUGGCUUUCUCCUGGAGGGCUUGCAUGGGCUCGUUUCAGGUCCAAGGCGAGUUUCGCAAUCCCUGGUCCGCUGGGGUUCCCUCUCCUUGGGUUACUUACUGUGUUCACUGGCUCGUGUCCUCACCGAGUCCUUGCUAAACUUGCUAAAACCCUCAACGCAGUGAAGUUGAUGGCUUUCUCUGUGGGAUUCACUAGGUUUAUUAUUUGCAGUCAUCCUGAAACAGCGAGAGAUAUUCUUAACAACUCAGCAUUUGCUGAUAGGCCAGUGAAGGAGUCAGCGUAUGAGCUUUUGUUUCACAGGGCAAUGGGCUUCGCUCCUUAUGGGGAAUAUUGGAGGAAUUUGAGGCGAAUCUCAGCUACCCAUUUGUUUAGUCCCAAGAGAAUUGCUGGCUUUGAAGGGCUAAGGCGUGAGAUUGGUGUAAAGAUGGUCGAAGAGAUAAAGGCUUUAAUGGAAGCGAAAGGUGAGGUUCUGAUAAAAAAGGUUCUUCAUUUCGGAUCGUUGAACAAUGUCAUGGUGACUGUGUUUGGUAAAACAUACGACUUCGAGAAGACUAGAGAAGGGUUCGAACUUGAGGAGCUUGUGAGUGAAGGAUACAAGUUGUUGGGGAUAUUCAAUUGGAGUGAUCAUUUUCCUCUUCUGUGCUGGUUAGAUUUACAAGGUGUAAGGAAAAGAUGUAGAAAUUUGGUUUCAAAAGUUAACGUGUUUGUUGGGAAGAUAAUAGAAGAGCAUAGACUGAAAAGGGCUAAGGGGAAUUGAGAUGAUUGUAGUGAAGUUGGGGACUUUGUGGAUGUGUUGCUUGAUUUGGAAAAACAUGAAAAACUUAAUGACUCCGAUAUGAUCGCUGUUUUAUGGGAGAUGAUAUUCAGGGGUACUGAUACUGUGGCUAUCCUGCUAGAAUGGAUUCUAGCGAGAAUGGUUUUGCACCCAGAAAUCCAAGCAAAGGCUCAAGCUGAGAUUGAUACUGUUGUUGGAAAUUCAAAGCAGGUGUCGGACUCGGAUAUUGUAAAUCUUCCCUUUGUUCAAGGCAUUGUGAAGGAGACUCUUAGAGUGCAUCCACCAGGGCCUCUUCUCUCAUGGGCUCGUCUUGCCAUCCACGAUAUUCAUGUAGGUGAUAAUUUUAUUCCUGCAAAUACAACAGCAAUGGUGAACAUGUGGGCAAUAACACAUGAUGAAAAGGUGUGGGCGCAGCCAGAAAAGUUCAAGCCAGAGCGUUUCAUGGAAGAAGAUGUGAAUAUCAUGGGGUCGGAUCUCAGGCUGGCUCCUUUCGGUUCUGGUAGGAGGGUUUGCCCGGGUAAAGCCAUGGGUAUGGCGACUGUUUGUCUUUGGUUGGCUCAGUUACUUCGAGAAUUCAAAUGGGUUCCUUGUGAGAAUGGGGAUGUGGACCUGACUGAACAUUUGAAACUUUCCAUGGAGAUGAAGAACCCUCUGAUAUGCAGGGCAAUACCUAGGUUUACUUGAAUAGCUGGUUGGACUUUGACAUGGUUCUUCUAUGGUUUUGCUUUCAUGACGGAAUGAAUGCAUUUAGGAACCUAGGGUUUCUUUGGGUUUUUUAGCUUUUCCUGUGAAGCCUGUAAUAAGUUUUUGUUGAAGCUGACUUGAGAAAAAAAAGGUAAGUGGUAGGAUUUUGGGUGGUUCUCGUUUGCAGAAUAUAAGUAGUGGGGAAGCAUUCCUAGCCAGCAUAUUAUCUUUUGUGAGAUGUUGUCAGGACAUAAGUCUAGCUAGGCUUGGCUUUUAUGUACUGUGAAAACUAUAUGAAUGAA